AUGAUCAAAGAUCUGAAUCACCGUGUGAAAAAUGCUUUCGUAGCUACAGUUUUCAAAGCAUAUUGUGAUCAUUAUCCACUUGAAUUAUCUGUCGAAGAUUUUUGGGUCGCCAUUGCACAAGGUGUUAGUAUUCAUUUGAACCAAAAUGCUGAAAAAUUUCGUCAUCUUCUCGUCGAACAUGAGGGCAAGAAGGAAUUAAUGUUAAUUGUUGAUCAUCUUCGCAUUCCAAAAUCAGAUCGACCUGCAAAUGGAAAUCAGUCAGUUCCAGCCAUUAACUGGCCAUUAGCUGUACGUGAAAUGUGUGACUUGAUUAAAAAAGAUAUGAAAGCUGACUUAACAACAUUAAUGACAAAACGAUUCUCGAGUACUACUGAUGUCGAAGGUGCUGUAUUCGACUGUACUCUUAUGGAUACCGUCAAAUCCUACUAUUCCUAUGGAUUUGGAUUGACCUGUGGAAUUCCCCAAGUAACACUUCGUGGAACACCAGGUGAUUUUCAAGAAUUGAUUGAUCGAGUUCAACAAUUGAAAAUAUUUUUCACCGAUUUUCAUUGGUGGUUUGAUGCCUUGCUACCUCAUAUUAACAAGUUAAAGGAAAGUGCUGAAGGCAAUGCUGAUAUCGAUUGGUGGCAAAAGAUUUGUCAUCGAAACAACAAUAUGUCGGGUGUUGAUCUUUUAAUGGGAUGGCUGGCAGACUUUAUUCCAGUAAGUGUUUUAUCUAUAUGUCUUUUAAAAAAUAGAACAUUUUUCUGA
Rotaria sp. Silwood1 is the source of this 750-nucleotide messenger RNA. Lineage: Eukaryota; Metazoa; Rotifera; Eurotatoria; Philodinida; Philodinidae. The record is from the annotation of a GenBank genome assembly.